UAAACACUCUAAAAUAUCUACAAUGAGCACGAAUAAAAUAUUUAUUUCAAAAGAAGCACAAGAGGAAUUGGGCUUGAAGAACAACUUCAUUACUGAAACCAAGAAGGAAAAGGUUGAUCCUGAGACUAAAAAGCAGAACAAAAUUGAUGCAAAGGAGAGAAAGAAACAAAAGAAGAGACUUCAGAAACUAAGAGAGAAAAAGGCGAAAGAAAAGAAAUUGAGUGAAAUUUUAUCAACUCUUGAGAAAAAUGCUGUUAAGAAUGAAGAAGUCCUUGACCUCAUGACUUCUGCCAGUACGAUGAAGAAGGACCAGAAGAAAUAUCAGCUCGUUAAGCAUAAGCUUAAUCUUCCUGACACUCCUGAAGAGGUAAAGAUGAAAGAGAAAGAGAAGUUAAGAGUAAAGAAAAGACAGGAAAAGAUAAAGGAGGAUGAAGAAGCCUCAAGAGUUAGGCUGUUAUCCCAGAGUGAUGAUGACGAUGCAAUUCCAGUCAUGAAGGUCGAAAAGCAGGAUCUACUUCCAACUGAUGUUGUUGAGGAAAAGCCUGAACCAAAGCCAAUGGUUAUCGAUCAUCUUAAGGAGCUCAAUAAGCUCCUUGCAGAACUUGAUUCUGAUGAUGAAGAGAGUUUAGCAGAUAAGAAUGCCAAUAAAAACCUGAUGAAGGUCAAUCUCUUAGAUGAAAAGCCAGAUAUAAUUCCUAUUCAGAGGACAGAAGAAAUGGAUGAAAUGAGGAAAGAACUUCCUGUUUUUAUGCAUGAAAGAGAAGUCCUUGAAAGUGUGGAGAACAACCUUGUUACUAUUGUUUGUGGAGAGACAGGAAGUGGAAAAUCCACCCAAAUCCCUCAAUUCCUGUAUGAAUAUGGAUACACUGCUACUAGUAGGAAAGGAAUGAUUGGGAUCACCCAGCCAAGAAGGGUUGCAGCCACUUCUCUGAGUCAAAGAAUUGCAGAUGAGCUCAAUGUAAAACACGGAGAUAAAGUUGGAUACCAAAUUAGGUAUGAUAAGAAGAAUAUCAGCCAGAACACAGUAAUUAAGCUGAUGACUGAUGGUAUUCUCCUGAAAGAGAUUGAACUUGAUUUUCUACUCGAGAAGUAUUCAGUUGUAAUCAUCGAUGAGGCUCAUGAGAGAAGUAUCAACACUGAUAUUUUAAUCUCCUUACUUUCUCGGAUUGUUCGGCUCAGGCUAAAGAAGGUCAUUAAGGAAAGGAAGAAAUUUCCAUGUGCUGAAGAGUACCAUCACUUCCCACUAAGAGUUGUGAUCAUGAGUGCUACAUUAAGAGUUGAUGACUUUAUUAAGAACAAACGACUUUUCCCAAGUUUGGUUCCGAGAAUGAUAAAAGUAGAUUCUAGGCAAUACCCUGUUGAGAUUCAUUUUAAUAAAGUAACGAGAGAGGAUUAUGAGGAAGAAACAUUUAAGAAAGUUUGCAAAAUUCAUAAAAAUUUACCAAAAGGAGGUAUCUUGGUAUUUUUGACUGGAAGAAAAGAGAUUCAAUAUAUGGUUGAAAGACUAAAGGCUGAAUUUAAGAAGAAAACUUCUACUAAGAAAUCAGAGAAAUCAGUGGAGGAAAACAAAAAUCAAGAGCAAAAGGUUGAGGAAGCUGACGAGGAUAUGGAUGAUGAUAUUAUGCCAGUCCAAGUACUUCCUUUAUACUCUAUGCUAUCUCCUAAUGAACAACUAAGAGUGUUCCAACCUCCUAAAGAAGGUCAUAGAUUUAUUGUAGUAUCUACAAAUAUUGCUGAAACUUCAGUCACAAUUCCAAACAUUAGGUAUGUGGUCGACUGCGGAAGAGAGAAACAAAAAGUUUAUGAUCCCCAACUUAGGCUAUCAAAGUUUUUAAUAUCCUGGACUUCUCAAGCUUCAGCAAACCAGAGGGCAGGUAGAGCAGGAAGAACAGGUCCAGGUCAUUGUUAUAGACUUUAUUCCUCAGCAGUAUAUAAUAAAAUGGAGAAAUUUGCAGUUCCAGAGAUUUUGAGAACUCCAAUCGACCAGACUAUUCUGCAGCUUAAGGCUUUAGGUAUUUAUGAUCUUUGCAAAUUCCCAUUUGUAUCUUCUCCAAACCUAGCUCAAGUAAAGUCGACUCUUAGAGAACUCUGUGUAUUGAAUGCUCUUGAGCUCAAGGACAAAUCUAAAGACAUUGAGGAUGAAUUCAAGCAAGAUCUAAUUAAAGACCAACACGAGAAAUUGAUAAAUGAUGACGGAAAAAUACUUUCUAUGAGUUUCAAUAGAGACAAAACAAGAAUCACCGACCUUGGUUUGCUACUUUCGACCAUCCCAUUGGCUCCUAAAUUCGCUAAAAUGCUAGUGUUUGGAAGGAAAGCAAAGAUUUUAGAAUUAGCUAUUAUAACAGUGGCCUCUCUCACAGUUCAGGAGAUCUUCAGAGCUCCUAAUAUUAAGCUAGACUUCUCAGAUGAUGAUGUCUCCGAUGAUAUGGAAGAGAUUUCUGAUGAUCCUGACCUCGUCACUCAAAUUGAUAUUGAGAGAAGGGAAAAUAAGCUAUUACAAAAGAAGCAGAAAUUGCUUGACAAACGUAAGCUAGUGAGGAAGGAAAUGCUUACCCAGAAAUUCAAGAUCAAAGAGAAAUGGUUCAGUGAGAGAGGAGAUCUCCACACCAACGUCCUCGCUGUCGGAGUUUUCCUCCAAUACUUCGGUAAAAUCAGAGAUCAGUUGAAACAGGGAAAAAUUACAAAGAAGGAAAUGGGAGCUGAAAUGUUCAAAUUUGCUAAAUCUUUGUACCUUAACAAAAAGAGUGUUGACGAGAUUAUUAACUUAUCCCAACAACUACAAAAGAUCAUGAAUGAUCUUAACCCAGAUUUGAAGGUUGAUGUUUUCUCCUUGAAGCCACCAAGCGGGAAGCAGCAAACUUUGUUACAGCAGUUGAUUUUAGUAGGAUUUCCUGAAAAUAUUGCUAAGAAGAAGGAAGUCUUCAAUAGUAAUGGAGUCGACAUUAAUCUAACCAGGAAAAAGCCUGUGUAUGAAUGCUUAUUCUCUGGCCAAGAAGUGUAUCUCAAUAAUGAAUCUAAUCUGGAUAACCCAAAGUUCAUCUGCUAUAAGGAAAUCCAGCAAGUGAAUGUAAGGAAGAAGCAUGAAGAUGAUGAAGAAACAACCAAAAAUUAUAUCAGAGGAUGUACAAGAAUAGACACUCCUCACUGGAUCUUCAACUUGUGAGGGCAAAGUUUGAUUAACAGUUGAGACUACCUCAAAAGAGUCCAGCCCAUCUACCAGAAAGCACAGAGCGGUGAAAAGGUGAAUUACAAGGAACUGAAGAAGAUCAAGUUGUAGUAAUAAGAGUUUGGAUAAAUUUCUACA
Molecule: messenger RNA, 3304 nt
Organism: Moneuplotes crassus
Lineage: Eukaryota; Ciliophora; Spirotrichea; Euplotida; Euplotidae
Source: the annotation of a GenBank genome assembly